This is a messenger RNA of Clupea harengus (Atlantic herring), 2258 nucleotides long. RefSeq names its product netrin 1b (gene ntn1b). Gene Ontology annotation, cellular component: basement membrane. The record is from RefSeq and is a predicted model, not a curated record. Gene Ontology annotation, biological process: dendrite development; tissue development; motor neuron axon guidance. Lineage: Eukaryota; Metazoa; Chordata; Actinopteri; Clupeiformes; Clupeidae. Gene Ontology annotation, molecular function: protein binding.
GGCUGAAUUACGGAAUCUCACUUUCUAUUCAAACAGUGAGAGCGGCAGAAAGAGAGAGGGACAGGGUGGGAGGCAGAGGCAGACAGGAGGAGAGGCAGAGGUGUGACAGAGUGAGAGAGAAACGAGCAAACUAACUGCAUGCUCUCCCUAUAAUAUGUCUAAUAUAUUUUUUUAGCUCUAAAUAAAUCAGAGAAAGAUAUUUGACAGGCAGAUAGCCCGGCGGCGUUUUUCAGAAACAUCUAUAUUUUUCUCAGACGUCUGCUAUACUGUUCUUCUAGACAAAGCAGUGCUUCCAAGGCACUGUUCUCUGUGGACUUUUUCUUUGCCUCGUAAGAGGAAUCACUUUGCAUACUGCAGUUGCACGACACCUGUGUAUUACACCGCAAGCGACAUUCUAGGACUCGGAUUACAAUGUUAAGCAGCACAGGGACUUGGGUCGCUUUGGUGACACUUUCCUUGGUGGUAAGGGAGACGCGGGGUGGUUACGGGAUGAGCAUGUUCGCCGCGCAGUCGUCCCCUCCUGACCCAUGUAACGACGAGCACGGUAACCCAAGGAGGUGCAUCCCCGACUUCGUGAAUGCCGCGUUCGGUAAAGAUGUGCGCGUGACGAGCACCUGUGGUACCCCCGCUUCGCGCUACUGCGUAGUAACGGAAAAAGAAGAAGAGAGGUCCAGGGACUGCCACACGUGUGAUGCCGAGGAGCCCAAGAAGGCUCAUCCACCUGCAUACUUGACAGAUCUAAACAACCCCCAUAACCUCACCUGUUGGCAGUCAGAAACCUAUGUACAAUAUCCCCAAAACGUGACUCUCACCUUGUCUUUAGGUAAGACAUUUGAGGUGACCUAUGUGAGUCUACAGUUUUGUUCACCACGACCAGAAUCUAUGGUCAUUUACAAGUCAAUGGACUAUGGCAAAACUUGGGUCCCUUUUCAGUUUUACUCUACCCAGUGCAAGAAAAUGUUUAACAGGCAAAGUAAAGCCGUUAUUACCAAACAGAACGAACAGGAGGCCAUCUGCACAGAUUCCCACACGGACAUGCAUCCCCUGACAGGGGGACUUAUUGCGUUUAGCACUUUGGACGGUAGACCGUCAGCACACGACUUUGACAACUCGCCCGUGUUGCAGGACUGGGUGACAGCCACCGACAUCAAGGUGACAUUCAGCCGGCUGCACACCUUUGGCGACGAAAACGAGGACGACUCGGAAUUGGCGCGGGACUCGUAUUUCUACGCGGUGUCUGACUUGCAGGUUGGCGGGAGGUGCAAGUGCAACGGCCACGCUUCAAAGUGCGUGAAAGACCGGGAGGGAAACCUGGUUUGCGAGUGCAAACACAACACCGCAGGACCAGAGUGUGAUCGAUGCAAACCGUUCCACUACGAUCGUCCAUGGCAACGCGCAACGGCCAGAGAGGCUAACGAAUGUGUUGCUUGCCACUGUAACCUGCACGCCCGGCGCUGCCGUUUCAACAUGGAGUUAUACAAGCUGUCGGGCAGACGCAGCGGGGGGGUCUGCCUCAACUGCCGUCACAACACAGCUGGCCGCCACUGCCACUACUGCAAGGAGGGCUACUACCGUGACAUGUCCAAGGCCAUUUCCCAUCGCAAGGCCUGCAAAGCCUGUGAUUGCCACCCGGUGGGAGCAGCGGGCAAGACGUGUAACCAGACCACAGGCCAGUGCCCCUGCAAGGACGGCGUGACGGGGCUCACCUGCAACCGCUGUGCCAAGGGCUACCAGCAGAGCCGCUCCCCCAUCGCACCCUGCAUCAAGAUCCCCGUGGCAUCCCCCACCACCUCCUACAGCAGCUCAGAAGAACCCACAGACUGCGACACCCACUGCAAGGCAUCCAAGGGCAAGAUGAAGAUCAACAUGAAGAAGUACUGCAAGAAACACUACGCGCUCCAGGUCCACGUACUGAAGGGUGACAAGGCCGGCGAAUGGUGGAAGUUCACUAUCAAUGUGAUCUCCGUCUACAAGCAGGGCGGACAGCGCAUCCGGCGCGGCGACCAGCUGCUGUGGGUGCGUGCCAAGGACGUGGCCUGCCGCUGCCCCAAGAUCAAGCCUGGCCGCAAGUACCUGCUGCUGGGCUCUGACGAGGACGACUCACGUGGCCAGAGUGGCGUGGUGGCCGACAAGGGCAGCCUGCUCAUCCCCUGGAAGGACCUGUGGGCGCGACGCCUCCGCAAGUUCCAGCAGCGAGACAAGAGGGGCAAGUGCUAGGCCCUUGUCUGUCCGAGGGGUGAGGUGGCAAGAAAGAAGGA